Messenger RNA from Salarias fasciatus (jewelled blenny), 7025 nucleotides. RefSeq names its product protein tyrosine phosphatase receptor type Ub (gene ptprub). Gene Ontology annotation, biological process: protein dephosphorylation. The coding region runs from base 155 to 4504 and encodes 1449 amino acids. The transcript has 31 exons. The record is from RefSeq and is a predicted model, not a curated record. NCBI's taxonomy places the organism in Eukaryota, Metazoa, Chordata, Actinopteri, Blenniiformes, Blenniidae. Gene Ontology annotation, molecular function: protein tyrosine phosphatase activity; protein binding. Gene Ontology annotation, cellular component: membrane.
UCUGCCCUGUCUCCCUCAGUGUCUCCUGAAACUCCUCUCAGUCACAAUUGGUGGGAAUAGAUGGGCUCCGCUCCGCUGCGCGCGCGCCCGGACCUCGCGGAGUGAAUGAAAUGGUUUCUCCUGCACAUUUAAAGUGGACUAAAACAUCUUCACGAUGAACACCUGCGCCUUCCUGCUCAUUCUGACUGUUCAGAUCUACGCCGACGGUAUCGAGGGGCCAACAGCGGCCGGCUGCACCUUCGAAGAGGAUUCAGACCCGAAUCUGUGCGACUUCACUCAGGGGGAGGACGAUGACUUUGACUGGCUGUUGUACCGGACAUACAGUUCACCCUCUCCCACCUCUGACCUCCUCAAGGGAUCCUACAUGCUGGUGAACUCCUCCCAGCAUGCCGUGGGCCACCGUGCUCAGCUGCUGCUCCAGACGCUGAGUGAGAACGACACGCACUGCGUCCAGUUCAGCUACUUCCUGUACAGCCGCGACGGCCACAGUCCCGGGGACCUGCGGGCGUACGUGCGGGUGAACGGGGGCCCCCUGGGCAGCCCGGUGUGGAACGCCUCGGGGACUCACGGCAAGCAGUGGCACCAGGUGGAGCUCGCCGUCAGCACCUUCUGGCCCAACGAAUACCAGGUACUGAUCGAGGCGACGGUUUCCAGAGAGCGCCGGGGCUACAUUGCUUUAGAUGACAUCAUGGUGCUCAACUACCCCUGCUAUAAGGCGCCGCACUUCUCCAGGCUGGGAGACGAGGAGGUCAACGCCGGGCAGAACGCCACCUUCCAGUGCGUUGCUGCAGGAAGGGCGUCGGAGGCUGAGAAGUUCUUGCUGGAGAGACACAAUGGAGACAUUUUAACAAUGGCUUCGGUCAAGCACCUGAGUCACCGGCGCUUUGUAGUGUCUUUCCAGCUGGACAGCGUCCAGCGGUCUGAUCAGGACCUCUACCGCUGUGUCACUCAGUCCCCCCGGGGCUCGGGGGUCUCAAAUUUUGCUGAACUCGUUGUCAAAGUCCCUCCGUCCCCCAUCGCGCCUCCCCAGCUGCUGCGCGCCGGAUCCACUUACCUGAUCAUCCAGCUCAACACCAACUCCAUCCUGGGGGACGGCCCCAUCACCAGGAAGGAGAUCGAGUACCGCGCCAGCCAGUCCCCGUGGUCCGAGGUGCACGGAGUCAACAUGGUCACGUACAAGCUGUGGCACCUGGACCCGGACACGGAGUACCACAUCAGCGUGCUGCUGACCCGGCCCGGAGAGGGCGGCACCGGCCCGCCCGGACCGCCUCUGGUGAGCAGGACCAAGUGCGCAGAGCCCAUGCGUCCACUGCGAGGUCUCACCGCCUCGGACAUCCAGUCCCGGCAGUUGUCCCUGCAGUGGGAGAAUCUGGCGUUCAACCUGACACGCUGCCACACCUACUCAGUGUCGCUGUGCUACCGCUACACCAUGGCGGGAGGGGGCGGCGGCCACAACACCACCGUGCGCGAGUGCCUGGCAGUGGAACACAACGCCUCGCGCUUCACGCUGCGCGAUCUGCCACCGUACCAUGGCAUCCAUGUCCGUCUGUCACUGGCCAACCCCGAGGGGAAGAAGGAGGGCAGAGAGGUCACCUUUCAGACGGAGGAGGACAUUCCCGGAGGCAUCGCCCCGGAGUCGCUCACCUUCACCCCGCUGGACGACAUGAUCUUCCUGAAGUGGGAGGAGCCUGUUGAACCCAAUGGUCUCAUUACGCAAUACGAGAUCAGCUACCAGAGCAUCGAGUCGUCGGACCCGGGCAUCAACGUCCCGGGUCCCAGACGAACGGUGUCCAAGCUGAAGAACGAGACUUACCACAUGUUCUCCAACCUGCACCCGGGGACGACCUACCUGAUCUCGGUGCGGGCGCGCACGGCCAAAGGCUUCGGUCAGACAGCCCUGACCGAAAUCACCACCAACAUCUCAGCUCCGACUUUUGAUUAUGGAGACAUGCCGUCCCCCCUGAGCGAGACGGAGAGCACAAUUACCGUUCUGCUGCGCCCCGCGCAAGGCAGAGGAGCGCCUGUCAGCACCUACCAGGUGGUGGUUGAGGAGGAGCUGGUGAAGAAGGUGAAGCGGGAGCUGGGCCUUCAGGACUGUUUCCCGUUGCCGAUGUCCCACGGCGAGGCUCAGGCCAGAGGCACGCCGCACUACUACACGGCCGAGCUGCCGCCCAGCAGCCUGCCGGAGGCCAGCCCCUUCACCGUGGGAGACAACCACACCUACAACGGCUACUGGAACAGCCCUCUGGACCCCCGCAAGAGCUACCUGGUCUACUUCCAGGCAAUGAGCAACUUCCGAGGGGAAUCCAGAAUAAACUGCAUCCGCAUCGCUCGGAAAGCUGCCUGCAAAGACCAUCGCAAGGCCCUGGAAGUGUCCCAGCACUCGGAGGAGAUGGGGCUGAUCCUGGGCGUGUGUGCCGGAGGCCUGGUGGUCCUCAUCCUCCUGCUGGGAGCCGUCAUCAUCAUCAUCAAGAAAGGAAGGGACUACUACUCUUAUUAUCCUAAGCCGGUGAACAUGAAUAAGACGCCCAUUACCUACCGGCAGGAGAAGAGUCACAUGGGCUCCAUGGAGCGCAGCUUCACCGACCAGAGCACGCUGCAGGAGGACGAGAGGAUGGCCCUCUCCUUCAUGGACGCGCACACGUGUGGAACGCGCAGUGACGCCCGGAGCUCGGUGAACGAGGCCAGCAGCCUGCUGGGAGGAUCGCCGAGGCACCAGUGUGGACGGAAGGGGUCGCCGUACCACACGGGGCAGCUCCACCCCGCCGUCCGGGUGGCCGACCUCCUGCAGCACAUCAACCAGAUGAAGACGGCCGAGGGCUACGGCUUCAAGCAGGAGUAUGAGAGCUUCUUUGAUGGCUGGGACUGCACAAAGAAGAAGGACAAAACCAAAAGCAGGCAUGACACUUUGCUGGGAUAUGACCGCCACAGAGUGAAGCUCCACCCUCUCCUGGGAGACCCCAACUCUGACUACAUUAACGCAAACUACAUUGAUAUUCGGAUUAACAGGGAAGGCUACCAUCGAUCCAACCACUUCAUCGCCACUCAGGGACCCAAGCAGGAGACUUUGUAUGAUUUCUGGAGGAUGGUGUGGCAGGAGAACUGCUUCAGCAUCGUUAUGAUCACUAAGCUGGUGGAGGUUGGCAGGGUGAAAUGCUGUAAAUACUGGCCCGACGACAGCGAGAUGUAUGGCGACAUCAAAAUCACUCUGCUCAAGACGGAGACGCUCGCCGAAUACACAGUUCGCACUUUUGCCUUGGAGAGGAGAGGAUAUUCAACCAAGCACGAGGUGCGUCAGUUCCACUUCACGUCCUGGCCGGAGCAUGGCGUCCCGUACCACGCCACCGGACUGCUGGCUUUUAUACGAAGAGUGAAAGCCUCCACCCCUCCCGACGCCGGCCCCGUGGUGGUCCACUGCAGCGCGGGGGCGGGCCGCACCGGCUGCUACAUUGUGUUAGAUGUCAUGUUGGACAUGGCCGAGUGCGAAGGUGUGGUGGACAUCUACAACUGCGUUAAAACCCUCUGCUCUCGACGCAUCAACAUGAUCCAGACGGAGGAGCAGUAUAUUUUCAUCCACGACGCCAUCCUGGAGGCUUGUCUGUGCGGGGAGACGGCCAUCUUGGUCAAUGAGUUUGCGGUCACGUACAAAGAGAUGCUGCGAGUGGACUCGCAGAGUAACUCCUCUCAACUGCGGGAAGAGUUUCAGACGCUCAACUCGGUGACUCCUCACCUGGACGUGGAGGAGUGCAGCAUCGCCCUGCUGCCCAGGAACCGGGAGAAGAACCGCAGCAUGGACGUGCUGCCGCCCGACCGCGCCCUGGCCUUCUUGGUCACGACGGAAGGGGAGAGCAACAAUUACAUCAACGCGGCUCUGGCCGACAGCUUCCACCGGCAGGCCGCCUUCAUCGUGACCCCUCACCCCCUGCCGGGCACCACGGCCGAUUUCUGGAGGCUGGUGUUCGACUACGGCUGCACGGCCGUGGUCAUGCUGAACCAACUCAACCAGUCAAACUCCGCCUGGCCGUGUGUGCAGUACUGGCCGGAGCCCGGGCUGCAGCAGUACGGGCCCAUGGAGGUGGAGUUUCUGUCCAUGUCGGCGGACGAGGACGUGAUCACGCGCCUGUUUCGGGUCAAGAACGUCACGAGGCUGCAGGAGGGCCAGCUGGUGGUGUGUCAGUUCCAGUUCCUGCGCUGGUCGGCGUAUCGCGACGUCCCCGACUCCAAGAAGGCGUUUCUCAACCUGCUGGCUCAAGUGCACAAGUGGCAGAGGGAGUGUGGAGAGGGGCGCACCGUGGUGCACUGCCUCAACGGUGGCGGUCGCAGUGGGAGCUUCUGUGCCUGCAACAUCCUCCUGGAGAUGAUCCAGUACCAGAACAUGGUGGACAUCUUCUACGCCGUCAAAACUCUACGCAACUGCAAACCCAACAUGGUGGAGUCUCUGGACCAGUAUCGAUUUUGCUAUGACCUUGUCCUGGAGUACUUGGACUGCUUUGAAGGCAGAUAGCAACUAAAUGUUUACCGCAGCAGCAGCAGCAUCCCAUGCACCGGGAGAUUUGAUUUGAGGCCACCCAGUGUCCUCCCUCUUCUUUAAUGUUUGGACCUGUGGACGCGGCUUUCAAAGGACUGCAGAGGGAAGCAAAGAAAAGAAAAAAAAAAAAAAAGAAGAAGAAAAAAAACAUGGUCAAGGUUCUAACUUUUAACCUUUAAUGUACAGCUGUGAUUUCCUCCUUGUCAGUGAUCUUUAUCUCUUUUGAUAUUUUUUUGUGUUUUUCUUGAUCCUCUUUGCCUCCUGGACUUAAUCUCUUUUGUGCUGAGGCUUUCUGUAGCAGCGAAACAAUAUUGCGGGCUACAAAAUGGACUUGUCUAUUGCAAAGAAGGGUCACCUUGGCGGCGUUUCAUCGUUUUAUUUGAACAUUGAGGAGGCUGGAUGUGAUUCCAGAGUUGCAGCAGCAUUAUCUAACCUUGGAAGCAUUUUCUUCUCUCUUAAGAGCUACAUACAACAGCAGUCCACUGUGGUUGUGGCAUGACUUAUCUACCAUACCAUAAACUGCCUUAUUCUCUGUCGAUAGAAGAAUUUAUUCAGAUCUCUGAAUAAACCUCAAAAGUGGUCAUGCUGGUAUUCUAAAUAGCAACAAGAGACGUACAACAUUCAGAUAGUCUGGCCCAGUGUGUAACAGUAUUGAUGCAGAAACUGUACAGUCGUGCAACGUGUCGUAUUUUUGCCAUAAUGUCUGUGCUGGAUUACCAUGUGUGCUAACGGUGGGCGUUCCCAGGGACCACGGCGCCGGGCCUGCUACCACCGCGGGAGAUUCCUGUCUCAUUACUGUCACAGUGCCAAUCCCAAUGACUGACUUGAAUCCUUUACUUUGUUCUACUGCAUCAUCCUGAUAAUAUGCCUACAAACUAAACAGUAUGUACUGCAUCAGCGGACGCUCCCGCUCCAAAGUGAUUGUUUGUAUUUUAUAUCCGGUGAGGGAGGCAAAGGAGCAGGUGGAGAAACAAUUUGUGAAGAAAAAAAAAAAAGAUGUUCCAUUAAUGCUGUGGUGAAAUGUCCAAACCAGUGCUGAGUUCCAGACUCUCCCUGGAGCUCUUUUACUCCUUUUGUCGUCUGAGACGUCUGGUCGUACUGUAAACUGUUGAAGCAAGUUAAGCCAGUUCUGAUUUUAUCAUUACCCUUUCGGGUCGGGGGCUCGUUCUGACAUGGAGUUAGUUGUUGUUACUAGUGAUGUGAAAUUAAUGAAGCAAAAAAUAUAUAGAAAGAUAGACAAUGGGAACUGAGAUUGCGCACAGAGGAGAGAAGAAAAAAAUUCUAUUUUGCAUCAAACAGUGAACUUAUUGAUGUUAACCCAAUGGUGGUCUUUUAAUUAAAAAAAAUAUAUAUAUAGCCUCUAUAUAUAUAUAUAUAUAUACAUAUAUACAUAUAUAUAUAUAUACAUGGCAGAAGAGGAAUAGCAAAACAAAGCUAGCUGCUGACCCUGUUGUUCUACAGGAAGCAGUUUUACUCAAAUUCUUUUAAACAAUUUUUUUUUUUUUUUUUUAAAAAAAAGCUCCCCUGCACCCCAUUAUUACACUUUAAAGUACGUUAUAGUGGAUCAACCAACGCUUGUUCAGCCUUUGAAGGAGGGCGGUGGAGGCGUCUCUCCAGGACCUGCCCUAACACACAGGGAGAGACGCCGUCCGGCCCGGCGAGGCUGAGGAACGGCGGCUAGGCUAACGUUGCUGCGAGCUAGCCGUCCGGCUGAGGGUGGGAGCCCCAGGAGAACAUGAAGGGUCAGAGAGGGCAGCAACGUCAACAAGCUCCCUUUGAGCUUUUAACAGAGCAGCUGGUGUUUCAGGCGGGGAUGAAGAACGAGGUAGCUACAGCGUCGUCAGUGAUCUGACCAGUGAUUGCUGGAGGAAGUGCCUGGACACUUUUUCUCAAGUUUGGAAGAAAUGUGUACAUACAGAUGUAUAAUAUGUUAUGUGAAUAUUAUGUGAAUACUAUAGUCUAUGUUCGCCCAGAGUAAAGACAUACAGUAAAGUAACCACUACGUAACCACAAAGCUGAAUGUGCCGUAAACGAACAUUUUGUGAGGGUUUUUUUUUUUCUUUUUCUCUUUUUUUGGCGAGAAUUUUUAAUAGACGAGUGUGAACUGAGUCUCCCUGCUUAUAAAAGCAUGUAUAAAUCCAUGGUCUGCUUUGCAUUUCAGUUAAUGUCAAAAUAUCAAGAUCUUACAUGUUUUAUUCAUCUGUUGUGUUUCCAGCGAGCACAUUGUACCUUUACCAUUCCAAAGCUUUUUCUAUGACUCCUCUCGGGGUGGCAGCGAUCGCCAGCUGCCACAGGACUGCUUCUUUCUUUCUUUCUUUCUUUCUUUGCGAACUGACGGUACGUGACUACUGUGUUUUUGACCAUUGUGUUUGUGGGGACCAGGUGUGUAUUUAAAAGAGACAUGACGGAGAAGAUAGAUGUAUAUGUGGUUCAGGAAGAGUUUUCUUUUGAAGGAUAACAACAAUUAACAAUAAAGAACGAAGGGGAGAAACAAAGA